This is a messenger RNA of Thalassophryne amazonica, 845 nucleotides long. It is a transcript of the gene gosr2, whose product is annotated as golgi SNAP receptor complex member 2. Gene Ontology annotation, biological process: vesicle fusion; intra-Golgi vesicle-mediated transport. Gene Ontology annotation, molecular function: SNARE binding; SNAP receptor activity. The transcript has 6 exons. The record is from RefSeq and is a predicted model, not a curated record. Gene Ontology annotation, cellular component: ER to Golgi transport vesicle membrane; late endosome membrane; SNARE complex. NCBI's taxonomy places the organism in Eukaryota, Metazoa, Chordata, Actinopteri, Batrachoidiformes, Batrachoididae. Bases 142 to 780 code for a protein of 212 amino acids.
UCUUCGCUGUUUCCGUACACAAUGCCUCAGCUGAUGACGUGUACCCACGACAGUUAGCUAGUUUAGCUAUUUAUCGAAAUAAUAGCGGCAUAAAUUAAAUUAAUAUCACAUUGUAGUUAAACUAACGGUAAAAUACAGAAGAUGGAGGUGAUUUACCAUCAGACAAACAAGCAAAUCCAGGAGGUGCAGUCGUUUAUGGGACAUCUGGAGAAGACAGACCGCCAGUCAGUACACUUGUUGGAGAACGAGCUGCAAGACAGAAUCGACCGUAUCUUCAAUCACUUAGAACGUCUUGAAAUCCUAGCUGGCAAAGAACCACCGAAUCGCCGACAGAAUGCCAAAUUGCGAGUGGACCAGCUUAAAUAUGACGUUCAGCACCUCCAAACAGCGUUACGGAAUUUUCAGCACCGGCGCCACACCAGAGAGGCCCAGGAGAGAGAGCGUGAGGAACUCAUGAGCCAUACCUUCACCACCAAUGAUGCAGAUACCUCAAUCCCCAUAGACGAGACCCUACAGCUCAACUCCAGCUUGCACAACGCACACAGAGGCAUGGAUGACCUCCUGGGCAGCGGCAGCAGCAUCCUGAACGGCCUCAGAGAUCAGAGGGCAACACUGAAGGGGACACAUAAGAAGAUAUUGGAUGUGGCCAAUAUGUUGGGGCUGUCCAAUACAGUGAUGAGAUUUAUUGAAAGGCGAGCCACUCAGGAUAAAUUCAUCAUGAUUGGAGGGAUGCUGCUGACCUGUCUCUUCAUGUUCCUGGUUAUCAGAUACCUUGGCUGACCACGAUCCAUCUGCAAAUAUCAGUAUUGAAUGGUCCUGGAAAUUCCUACAUCUGACCCUUCAGA